Messenger RNA from Brassicogethes aeneus, 1632 nucleotides. The record is from the annotation of a GenBank genome assembly. Lineage: Eukaryota; Metazoa; Arthropoda; Insecta; Coleoptera; Nitidulidae.
GUGAAAAAUGAUGGCCGCUCUCUAUUUGUAAUUUGACAUUUGGUGACAGCUUAACAAAAAACUCUUUUCAGCAUUUAUUUACUUGGAUUGGAUAUUUAAUUUUGAUUUAGUUUGGAAUUAAAAAGGAGAUAAAAUGUCGGCUGGACCGUAUAAUUAUUCGUAUAUUUUCAAAUACAUUAUCAUAGGUGAUAUGGGUGUAGGAAAAUCCUGUCUGCUGCAUCAAUUCACCGAAAAAAAAUUUAUGGCAGAUUGUCCCCACACUAUUGGAGUUGAAUUUGGUACACGCAUCAUUGAAGUAUCAGGGCAAAAAAUUAAACUGCAAAUAUGGGACACUGCAGGUCAAGAACGGUUCAGAGCUGUAACCAGAUCAUACUAUAGAGGGGCUGCUGGAGCCUUGAUGGUUUACGAUAUCACUCGUAGGUCCACUUAUAACCACUUAAGUAGUUGGUUAACGGACACAAGAAAUCUUACAAAUCCUAGUACUGUUAUAUUUCUUAUUGGGAACAAGUGUGAUUUAGAGGGACAACGAGAUGUUACUUAUGAGGAAGCUAGCAAAUUUGCCGAAGAAAAUGGUCUCAUGUUUGUUGAAGCCAGUGCAAAAACUGGAGAUAAUGUUGAAGAAGCUUUCCUGGAAACGGCAAAAAAAAUAUAUCAAAGCAUCCAGGAUGGUCGUUUGGACUUAAAUGCUGCAGAAUCCGGUGUUCAACAUAAACCGUCUCAGCCUGGUCGCAACAAUUUGACCGAUCAACCAGGAAAUAAGGACAACUGUGCUUGCUAGUUAUAUUUCCAGUAGUAUUUAUGAAUAAACCAAAUUGGAAUCUCCAAUUAAAUAUUGUUUUUAAAAUGAUUGGUGAAUGAUGGCGAGUAAUAAUAUGGUAUUAUUUUUAAGAUGUAAUUUUAGUUUUGGCCACUUACUACUUGUAUUGGUGUAUUUUUAUUGAUUUGAGAUUUUUACUACUACGUGGAAUAUUUCACUAAUCAUUUUAGCUCCUCAUUUAUCUUGAUUAAGAUAAAUAGGGCAUUAUCUAAAAAAAUACUAUAGAGGAAUUUAUGUUAAGGGCAAAAAUGCACUUAUUUAAAAAAAUGUAUGGGUGUUCAUAGAAGACAAGAGGUUAAAUUAGAAUUUUUUUAUAAAUUUUAAUUAAAACAUACCUGGGGACACCCAUAAUAAUUACACUAAAAUGUUUGUUAAAUAAUAUUAUGUAUAUGCAAUUUCUGGUUCAUAAAGUACUGUCUAUUUGUUUUUUUAGAACUUUUAAAAGUAGUUAAAACUACAUACUAGAUUUUUAUUUGUAGAUUUUGGUUACCACAAAAAAUUUAGGAACGGUUUGCAUUAAAUGAUGGUUAAUUCCCUACUGUUUGUUUCAUCAUGACUAAUUUAAAAAUACUACUAGGAGGUGACAAUAUUUCAUUUUGUUUAAAAAUCUACCAAUUUUGUCCAGGCUGUAUAGAUUUUUUUGAUAUUAAUUAAGUAAUAAUUCUUAUAUAAGAUUUAAUGAAGAUAAACACAAUGCUAUUUUUUCUUGAUUCCAUGCUUUAACAGAAUAAAAUUUCAUAAAAGCAAAUUUUUUAGUAAUGUAUGUUUGUAAUUUGUGAUGUAUUUAUUAUUAAAUCAUAUAUAAAUAAUUUAGG